Molecule: messenger RNA, 5443 nt
Organism: Haliaeetus leucocephalus (bald eagle)
Lineage: Eukaryota; Metazoa; Chordata; Aves; Accipitriformes; Accipitridae
Gene: PTPN23
Product: protein tyrosine phosphatase, non-receptor type 23
Exons: 26
Coding region: 29-5287 (1752 amino acids)
Biological process (GO): protein dephosphorylation; early endosome to late endosome transport; endocytic recycling
Cellular component (GO): endosome
Molecular function (GO): protein tyrosine phosphatase activity; protein binding
Source: RefSeq, a predicted model, not a curated record
CGGGCGGUUCCGGCGGGCGCAGGCCGGGAUGGAGGCCGUGCCCCGCAUGCCCAUGAUCUGGCUCGACCUGAAGGAGGCCGGGGAGUUCGCCUUCAACGCCGCCGUCAAGAAGUUUGUCCUGAAGAACUAUGGGGAGAAUCCAGAGAACUACAACGAGGAGCUGCGGAAGUUGGAGCUGCUCCGGCAGAGCGCCGUCAACGUUCCCAGGGACUUUGAGGGCUGCAGCACGCUGCGGAAAUACUUCGGCCAACUCCACUACCUGCAGAGCCGCAUCCCCAUGGGUGCUGAGCAGGAGGCAGCAGUUCCCAUCGCAUGGACUGAGAUCUUCUCAGGCAAGACAGUGACUCACGAGGACAUCAAGUACGAGCAGGCGUGCAUCCUCUACAACCUGGGUGCGCUGCACUCCAUGCUGGGCGCCAUGGACAAGAGAGUGUCCGAGGAGGGCAUGAAGGUUUCCUGCACUCACUUCCAGUGUGCUGCCGGGGCGUUUACAUACCUGCGGGAUCACUUCCCUCACUCCUACAGCGUAGACAUGAGUCACCAGAUCCUCAACCUCAACAUCAACCUCAUGCUGGGCCAGGCACAGGAGUGUCUCCUGGAGAAGUCCAUGCUGGACAACAGGAAGAGUUUCCUUGUGGCCCGGAUCAGCGCCCAGGUGGUGGAUUACUACAAAGAGGCCUGCCGGGCGCUGGAAAACUCGGAGACAGCCUCGCUGCUGGGAAAGAUCCAGAAGGACUGGAAGAAGCUGGUUCAAAUGAAAAUCUAUUAUUUUGCUGCUGUGGCCCAUCUGCACAUGGGAAAACAGGCUGAGGAGCAGCAGAAGUUUGGGGAAAGGGUCAUCUACUUCCAGAGUGCUCUGGAUAAACUCAACGAAGCAAUCAAGCUGGCAAAGGGCCAACCAGAAACCGUCCAGGAAGCCCUGAGAUUCACCAUGGAUGUGAUCGGUGGCAAGUACAAUUCGGCCAAAAAGGACAAUGACUUCAUCUACCAUGAAGCUGUGCCUGCGCUGGACACCCUGCAGUCUGUGAAAGGUGCCCCGUUGGUGAAAGCCCUCCCCGUCAACCCCACGGAUCCAGCCGUCACCGGCCCCGAUAUAUUCGCCAAGCUGGUGCCCAUGGCUGCCCACGAGGCCUCUUCCCUAUACAGCGAGGAGAAGGCCAAACUGCUGAGAGAUGUGAUGGCAAAGAUCGAAGCCAAGAAUGAAGUGCUGGACCAGUUCAUGGACUCCAUGCAGCUGGACCCCGAGACCGUGGACAACCUCGACAUGUACAGCCACAUCCCCCCCAUCCUGAUGGAGAAAUGCGCUGCGCUCAGCGUGCGUCCCGACACCGUCAAGAACCUUGUCCAGUCCAUGCAGGUGCUCUCCGGGGUCUUCACCGAUGUUGAGGCUUCCCUGAAGGAGAUCCGAGACCUCCUUGAGGAGGACGAGGCUCAGGAGCGAAAGCUGCAGGAGCUGCUUGGAAAGGUCCCACUGCCCCAGGGGUCCCCCCUGCCGCCGUCCCCAGGGCUGGCCGAGGUCAGCAAGGAGUGUUCCAAGUACAUGGAGGUGCACGAGAAGGCCAGCUUCACCAACACCGAGCUCCACAAAGCCAUGAACCUGCACAUCGGCAACCUCCGCCUGCUCAGCGGGCCACUGGAGCAGGUCCGGGCCGCGCUGCCUUCGCCCACCUUGACCGAAGACGACAAGCAGGUGCUGCAGAACCUGAAGCGAAUCCUGGCCAAGGUGCAGGAGAUGAGGGACCAGCGGAUGUCCCUGGAGCAGCAGUUGCGUGAGAUGAUCCAGAAGGACGAUAUCACCACCUCGCUGGUCACCACCGACCGCUCCGAGAUGAAGAAACUCUUUGAGGAGCAGCUGAAGAAGUACGACCAGAUCAAGGUGUACCUGGAGCAGAACCUGGCCGCCCAGGAGAACGUCCUGAAAGCCCUGACGGAUGCCAAUGUCAAAUACGCGGCUGUGCGCAAGGCCCUGGGCGAGGUGGAGCACAAGUGGAACACCACCGUUCAGACCUUGGUGGCCUCCUACGAAGCCUAUGAGGAUCUGAUGAAGAAAUCGCAGGAGGGGAAGGACUUCUACACCGACCUGGAGGGGAAAGCCGCCAAACUGCUGGAGAAGGCCCGGGCUGCCUGCCAAGCCGCCGAGGCCAACAGACAGCAGAUCUUGGAGAAGGAGAUGAAGAAGCAGCCGCCCCCUCGGCCCACGGCCCCCAAACCCGCCCUGCAAAGGAAGCCGCUGGAGCUGGAACCCGGCGGGCCGGAUGCCGGCGACCUGCCAUCGUUGAGCUCCCUGGUGCUGUCGGAGCUGCCGGAAGAGCUGCGCAGCCUGCCGCCGGACGUGCUGGCCGGGCACCCGGCCCACUUGCCGCCCCCCACGCUGGCCGCCCUCGCCCUCAACCCGGCCCUGGCUGCCGGGUUGCGGCCCCCCGAGCCCUUCCUCCCCGCAGCCAGGUUGGCCAGUGCCCCGCUGCAGCCCUUUGCCCCUGCCCGCUUCCCAGGACCCCCUGCCCUCGCCGGGCACUACCAUCUGCCGGCGGCACCCACCUCGGCGCCGGGGCCCUUUCCCCCCGGCGGGGGGACCCCGGUGCAGCUCCUGCAGCCCUCGGCCCCGCAGGGGGCUGGACCCCCCCCCAGUUCUGCCCCGGCCGCUUCCCCCCAGCUUUUCCCAGCUGCCCCGCUGAUGCGAGCCCCAGCACAACCCGGCGCAGCUCCGGUGCAGCCUGGCUUCGUGGGGCCCCACGUGCUUCCCCCACGCUCGUCCCCGCAGCAUGGUCCCCUGCCCGGCUCUGCUCCCGCUCCCGCUGCCUCCUACAGCCUGGGCCAGCCGGGGGUGCCCACACCCGGCCCCCUCAGACCCCCAACCCUGGGGCCAGCCCCCAUGGGUGCCCAGCCGCCGGCCAGUGGCCCCGAACCAGCCCCGGUUGCCCGGCCGGCCACCACCACAGUGGAUAGCAUCCAAGCCCCCAUCUCCAGCUGCACCGCUCCCCCACAGCUCCCCGGCCAGGGGCCGGCUGUGCCCCCAGUCCCCUUCCUGGCCCCGCAGCGCCUGGGGGGCCCCCCUGUCGCCUUCCCUUACGCCCAGAGGGGGCUGCAGCCCUUCGGGCAGCCAGCUCAGCACCCGUUCCCUCCCAGGCAGCACCCGCAGACCUUCGCCCCCGCGGCGCAGCUCCAGCCUGGCAUGGAGAUGCCUGCUCGGGCCCAGGGCCCCCAGCAGUUCCCCCCGGCUCCCUUUUUGCCCCCAGGGAGAGCCCAGGUCCCGCUGCCCUUCCAGCCACCUGCCCGGCCCCCGCUGCCCCCCCAGGCCCAGUUUGCCCAGCAGUCCUUCACUGGCCCCGGGGGGCGGCUGCCCCCACCAGCCCCUGGGCAGCCCCCCCUGCCGCCGCAGCUCUACCAGCUCCCGGGGCAGGACAAGCUGCCCCCGCAGGGCCCUGGCCUGAGCCAGAUGCCGGGCGCUGCGGUGGUCCAGGGUCCCCUCGUCCCCUCCCCGGCCCCCUCCCCGCAGCCAGCCUUGCCCAUGCAGCCCCCAGCGCUGGUGCCGGGCUCCGGCAGCCUGCCGCAGAGACCCCCGCCCUCGCUGACACCGGGCACAGCCCCGCUCCCCCAGGGCCCUGGCGAGGCCCCCUUCCAGCGGCAGAGCUCCUCCACCGAUGACCUGCUGUCCUCCAGCCCUGAGAGCCAGCACGGUGGCUCCAAGGCGGCUGUCGGCCAGCCCCUGCUGCAGCCCACCAAGGCAGACGCCAAGGAUGGGCAGAAGCCCAAGGCGGUGCAGCUGAUCGAGAACGAUCCCUAUGAGAAGCCGGAGCGAGUCCUGCGGCUGCUGGCGGAGCUCGACCGCUUCCGAGGGCUGGUGGAACAGCUGGAGCGACCAGGGCCUGGUGGCACCACCGAGCUGGACUCUGUCUGGAAGGAGCUGCAGGAUGCCCAGGAGCGGGACGCCCGGCAGCUCUCCAUCGCCAUCGCCCGCUGCUACUCCAUGAAGAACCGGCACCAGGACAUCAUGCCCUAUGACAGGAACCGUGUCAUCCUCCGCUCGGGCAAGGACGACUACAUCAACGCCAGCAGGGUGGAGGACCUCUCGCCUUACUGCCCCACCAUCAUCGCUACCCAGGCCCCGCUGCUGGGCACCGCCGCCGACUUUUGGCUGAUGAUCUAUGAGCAGAAGGUCUCCGUCGUCGUCAUGCUGGUGUCGGAGCAGGAGCUGGACAAGCAGAAGGUGCUGCGGUACUUUCCCCCCGAGCGGGGCCAGCCCGUGGUGCAGGGACCCAUCACCCUCAUCCUCACCAGCCUGAAAGUCGCCCCCACCCACGUGGAGAGGAUGAUCACGCUCCAGUACCGGGACCAGAGCCUCAAGCGCACCGUCGUCCACCUCCAGUUCACCUCCUGGCCGGAGCUGGGCCUGCCCGACAGCAAGGGGAGUCUCCUCCGCUUCAUCCAGGAGGUGCAUGGCCACUACCUGCACCAGCGCCCGCUCCACACCCCUGUCGUCGUGCACUGCAGCUCCGGGGUGGGCCGCACCGGGGCCUUCUGCCUGCUCUACGCCGCCAUGCAGGAGGUGGAGGCGGGCAACGGCAUCCCCGACUUGGCCCAGCUGGUCAAGCGGAUGCGGCAGCAGCGCAAGCACAUGCUGCAGGAGAAGCUCCACCUCAAGUUCUGCUACGAGGCCGUCCUGCUGCACGCCGAGCAAGUGCUGCACCGCCACGGCGUGGGAGCCCCCGCUGUCCCCAAGGCCACCAACAGUGCCUCCCUCAAGCUCUACUUCCACCAGGACCCCCAGGACCUGGUCCUGGGUGGGGACAUGCCCAUCAGCUCUAUCCAGGCCACCAUCGCCAAGCUGAGCAUCAAGCCUGGGGGGGCUGGCGGGGAGCAAGGGGGGGUCUGGUUGCUGGAUCCUGUCCCCCCACCUGAUGCCACGGACACCCAGGCGAUGCCACCAGUGCUUCCCGACGGCAUGCUGGAUGGCGUGGGUGCCCCCCUCCCUGAACCCUCCCCGCCAGGGCCGCCCCUCCCUGAGCCACCCGGUGACCCUGAGAGCAGCAACCAUGUAGCGGAGAGCCCCGAAGUCCCGGGGGGGGAGCCGGUGGUCCCCCCUGCUGUGCCCCCCACCUCCUCACUGGAGCUGUUGGCCUCCCUCACACCCGAGGCCUUCACCCUGGACGCCUCCCUCAAGGGCAAGCAGCGGAUGAACAAGCAGAACUUCCUGCAGGCGCAGACAGGCGAGGGGCUGCGGGGGCCCCGGCCCAGCGAUGACCCUCUCAGCAUGCUGGACCCCCUCUGGACCCUCAACAAGACGUGAGGGGGGGGCCGUGUGUGUUGUGUGUCCUGUCCCCCCCCCCCGCCCCCAGACCCAGCACUACAGCCCUGGGCCCCUGCCCUGUGGGUGCUUCCUUCCCCUGGGACCCCCAGUUUGGGAUGGGAGGACCCCAGGCAGCAGUGGUUGGGGUACCCUGAG